Capronia coronata CBS 617.96 is the source of this 1476-nucleotide messenger RNA. RefSeq names its product STE24 endopeptidase. The transcript has 3 exons. The record is from RefSeq and is a predicted model, not a curated record. Bases 1 to 1476 code for a protein of 491 amino acids. Gene Ontology annotation, cellular component: endoplasmic reticulum membrane. Gene Ontology annotation, biological process: CAAX-box protein processing. Gene Ontology annotation, molecular function: metalloendopeptidase activity. NCBI's taxonomy places the organism in Eukaryota, Fungi, Ascomycota, Eurotiomycetes, Chaetothyriales, Herpotrichiellaceae.
AUGGCUUCGCUGUUGCAGAUGUUGGGCGACUUCCCACGAGUGCGUAUACUCCUUGCGGCCACAAGUCGUGUCAAGAACCAUCAGACUAACCUGCCGCAGCGCCUUGCAGCAUUCCUCGACCGACCUGGAUUUCCAUGGAAGAAGCUGAUCCUUGGAUUUUCUCUGGGACAAUUCGCUUUGGAAGGGUUUCUGUCCUUGAGGCAGUAUAAGGUUCUGCAGAGGAACAAACCCCCGAAGACACUGGAAGAUGAGAUCUCACAAGAAGUGUAUGACCAGAGUCAAGCAUAUGGACGCGCAAAGAUGAAGUUCGGUUUCCUCUCUGGCCUGUAUUCGCAGAUCCAAAAUGUCCUGUUCAUUCAAUACGAUAUCCUCCCUAAGCUCUGGUCCUUGACUGGCUUUUGGCUGUCCCGCUACCUCCCUGAACGAUUCUCCGGCGAGAUCUCGCACUCGGUUCUGUUCUUCUUUGCUUUCAGCUUCAUCUCGCAAAUCCUGUCACUCCCGCUCUCAUACUACGGCACCUUCGUCCUGGAAGAGAAGUUUGGGUUUAACAAGCAAACGGUCAAAUUAUGGCUUACGGACAUGCUCAAGGGCCAGGCUCUGAUGGUCGCGCUGGGAACGCCAUUGCUCAGCGCCUUCUUGAAGAUCAUUCAGGUGACGGGUACAAGAUUCUUCUACUAUCUGUGGUUGUUCGGCAUUGUGGUCCAACUCUUCGCCAUCACCAUCUAUCCGAUCUUCAUCCUUCCGCUCUUCAACAAACUGUCACCAUUAGAACCUGGAGAACUGAAAUCUGGAGUAGAGUCGCUGGCGGCGAAACUCGAGUUCCCUCUCAGCUCCCUGUAUGUUAUUGACGGAAGUAAACGCAGUGCUCACAGCAAUGCAUACUUUUUCGGUCUGCCGUGGAAGAAGCACAUUGUCAUCUACGAUACAUUGAUUGAGAAGAGCGAGCCUCAAGAAGUGGUCGCGGUUCUUGGACAUGAACUCGGCCAUUGGAGUCUUUCGCAUACGACCAAACUUUUUGGAAUUGCUCAGUUCCAUAUGUUCUACAUCUUUGCCCUCUUCAGCAUCUUCAUUGACAAUCACUCGCUCUAUUCAUCUUUCGGCUUCCAUAACUCUCACCCAAUCAUUAUCGGCUUCAUCCUAUUCUCCGACGCUCUGGCUCCCAUGGACGCCGUUGUCAAACUCCUGAUGAACGUUCUUUCUCGCAAAUUCGAAUUCGAGGCCGACGAAUUCGCCCGAAAUCUCGGGUUUCAGAAAGAACUUGCCAGGAGUCUGAUCAAGUUGCAAGUGCAGAAUCUGAGCACCAUGGAUGCAGACUGGAUGUAUGCGAGCUAUCACUACAGCCAUCCUAUCCUGGCGGAGAGGUUGGCCGCACUGGGAUGGAAGAGCUCAAAGCCCGCUCCAAACGGCAAGGGGGUAGAGCUGGAUGAAAAGGUUGUGGAUGCAGAGGUUGUCAAGGCGAGCGACCGAGAGUUGUGA